This is a messenger RNA of Linum tenue, 357 nucleotides long. The record is from the annotation of a GenBank genome assembly. NCBI's taxonomy places the organism in Eukaryota, Viridiplantae, Streptophyta, Magnoliopsida, Malpighiales, Linaceae.
GUUAGAUAUCCCGUCCUUUCAGAGAUGGUUAGGGAUAUCCUGGCAGUUCCAAUCUCCUCAGUUGCCUCAGAGUCUGCUUUCAGUUGUGGAGGUAGAGUGCUUAGUCCGUUUAGGUCUUCUUUGAACUCUAACAUUGUAGAGGCCUUGAUUUGUGCCGAAGAUUGGAUACGGUAUGAAUGUGGUAAGAAUUCAGGCCAAGUUGAUGAUAAAGAAGAAGAUCAAGAACAGAUUGAUUAUGAAAGAGUCACUAGUACCUUUGAAGCUCGAAUGGAAAGUGUAGGUGAUAUGCCAAGUAAUAUACCCAUUGUGGUUGAGGAGGAGGAUGGUGAUGGAGAAGAAGAAAAAGAAGAAGAAGAA